AGGGAGCGACGUCGCGCCAUGCUCAGGAAGUUUCUAAUGUGCGAAUCUUGAUAGAAGCUUAUGGAAGCUCGCUCUGAUCUGGCAAGUUGCGACAAUGUGCCAGGGCGGACGGAGGUGGGCGCCCGUGGGCCCUGGCUCCGCUGCCGCUCUGCAAGCGCAAAGAUUCAAGUGGGAUUCUGUCUCUCCAUCAAAUAUGCGCGUCCUUCUGGCUCAAGAAAGCUCUCGACCACAUUCGUGAAGCCUCGGGGUCUCGACUGCUGCCUCUUGGGGGCGGCUUUUGUGUUUGCUCCCUCUUUGGCGGCAGCGAAGAGAGGCGAUGGCUCGGAUCUAUGUGCAAAUGGGUUUUACGAGGUGAGCAUGAUUGGAGGAGGCACCUGCGGGUUGGGAAAUCAAGCUCUUCUCUUCUGAGCGCGAGUCUGAAAGCGUAGGAGGUAGGUGCAGGUGAGUGGACACGAGGGCCAUGAAGGGAGACUGACCGAGAUAGAACUAGUUCGCGUAGAACCAGUUCGCGUCUGGAGUUUUUGGGGCCCACAUUGUGGAGACUGCCACGCGGAGACCGGUCGUUUCUAUCUGUCGCAAAGGAGUAAUCUUCGGUGGACUCGAGUACGUACUUUCUCAUUAGGGAGCGUUGGUUUGCUGCAGUUAUGCAUCAUGUUUUUGUCUGUGGGCGCAGACAUUGUGUAGGUCGACUGGCUUGGGGGCUGGCAUCAAGAUGCCAGGAAUGCGGAAUGAUCAUCAUCUGCAAUAAGCUGCCUCCUCUCGCGUUCAUGAAUAUGGCGACAAAAAGAUCAAUUGGUUCAUGAGGUUGGAUCACGACCCCAUUAUUCGCACAAUAGUUUCUUAGUGGCAAGGGGCAAUUUGUGUACACAAGGCUUUUCGUGCUGUGAGUGAUUCUUUCGAACAUUGUGGUGAGGCACAUGCCUAUCUAGAAGCAGUCAACUGAUCUUCGUCCGCGAGCGAAGGAUUCAUGACAGUAUACAUAUUACAAGAAAGUCAUAUUUAUCAAG
Molecule: messenger RNA, 1007 nt
Organism: Marchantia polymorpha subsp. ruderalis
Lineage: Eukaryota; Viridiplantae; Streptophyta; Marchantiopsida; Marchantiales; Marchantiaceae
Source: the annotation of a GenBank genome assembly